Messenger RNA from Cyanidioschyzon merolae strain 10D, 786 nucleotides. RefSeq names its product phosphomannomutase. Gene Ontology annotation, molecular function: phosphomannomutase activity. Lineage: Eukaryota; Rhodophyta; Bangiophyceae; Cyanidiales; Cyanidiaceae. Bases 1 to 786 code for a protein of 261 amino acids. Gene Ontology annotation, cellular component: cytosol. The transcript has a single exon. The record is from RefSeq and is a predicted model, not a curated record. Gene Ontology annotation, biological process: mannose metabolic process; protein N-linked glycosylation; GDP-mannose biosynthetic process.
AUGUCCACAGUCAAAGAUUCUCGAACGAUAGUACUCUUUGACGUGGAUGGAACGCUCACGAAACCGCGGAACCGAGUAACGACGAAAGUGCUCGCAGUGCUCCGAGCGCUGUUGCAGGUGGUUGCGGUAGGUUUCAUUGGCGGCUCUCGAAUAGGGCUGAUCGAAGAGCAGUUGGGCGCUGAAAUUCUUAAAGAAGUGGACUAUGUUUUUGCAGAAAACGGGCUGAAAACGUUCCAACACGGAGAGCUGUUAGCGUCGACGUCGCUGCUUGAGGCCGUGGGCGAGGCGAAGCUGCAAGAGUUUAUCAACUUUUGCCUGCACUAUAUAGCUGACUUGAAGAUUCCACAGAAAAGAGGCACGUUUAUCGAGUUUCGUACCGGGAUGCUUAAUAUAAGCCCGAUUGGACGGAACUGUUCUCAGGCGGAACGAGACGAGUUCGAGGCCUACGACAAAGAACACCACAUACGAGAGCAGAUGAUCGAGCAUCUUCGGGAGCGUUUCAAGCACUUGAAUUUCGUAUACUCGAUAGGUGGCCAGAUAUCAUUUGAUGUGAUGCCACAGGGAUGGACCAAAGAGUACGCGCUGCGGUUCCUACCUGAAAAGGAAUAUUCUCGGAUUGUUUUCAUCGGUGACAAGUGCUUUGAGGGGGGCAACGACUGGGAAAUAUUCUCGCAUCCAAGAGUUGAGGGGUACGCUGUUCAGAAUCCAGGGGAAACCAUCGUAGUGUUGCGGAAGCUCUUUCCGCAGAUAGAGACUCUGUUGGAUCCGGCGGUGCUGGCUGCGUGA